CUUCACAAAGAAAGAAAACAACGUUCUAAGCCUACUGUACAAUUUUUGGAAACAAUCACUCAAUCUCGUCAACUAGGCCACUCCUAGCAUCCAACGUCCGUGCAUCACGUCUCGUAUUUUGGCAUGAAUUUCUCUGAGCUCCUGAAGCAGUCCAACCAGCUAUGCAAACUCUCCCCUGAUGGAAAGUAUUUGGCCACCUGCGUUCAAUAUCGCCUGGUAGUACGGGAUGUCAGGACUCUGCAGAUUUUGCAGCUUUACACCUGUCUGGACCAGGUGGCACAGAUGGAGUGGUCUUCAGACUCCCUCUUCAUCCUCUGCGCAAUGCACAAAAGAGGGCUGGUGCAGGUGUGGUCUCUGGAGCAGCCUGAAUGGCGGUGUAAGAUAGACGAGGGCUCGAUCGGGCUAGUCUCCUCACGAUGGAGUCCAGACGGACGUCACGUACUCAACACCACCGAGUUUCACUUAAGAAUUACAGUCUGGUCUCUUUGCAACAAAUCUGUUUCCUACAUCAAGUACCCUAAAGCCUGCCAGAAAGGGAUGGACUUCAGUGCGGACGGACACUACAUGGCUCUAGCCGAGCGAAGAGACUGCAAAGAUUACAUCAGUAUAUUUGUUUGUGAUGACUGGCAUCUACUCAGGCAUUUUGAGACAGAAACACAGGACCUAUCAGGGGUGGAGUGGUCUCCUAACGGCUGUGUGCUCGCAGUGUGGGACUCCUGUCUGGAGUACAAAAUGCUGUUGUAUUCCCUGGAUGGGCGCCUGCUGUCAACCUACAGUGCUUACGAAUGGUCACUGGGAAUUAAAUCAGUCGCCUGGAGUCCCAGUAGCCAGUUUCUGGCUGUCGGCAGCUACGACGAGAAGGUUCGGAUCCUGAACCACAUCACCUGGAAGAAGCUUGUCGAGUUCGAGCAUCCAGCUACAAUCGCUAACUCCAAAGCUGUGGUGUACAGAGAGGUGGAGAAAAAGCCUGUUGUUGGCAUCGAGGAUUUGUCCAGUCAUCAGAUCUCCAAGACAAGUUCCUUGUUCAACACACACAGCAAAUAUGAGAUCGCUUCAUUGCCAGUCCAGGUGUCGGUGGUGAAGCCUGAUCCCGAUCGUGCCAACCCCAAAAUCGGAAUCUCUGCUGUUGCUUUCAGUGCAGACAAUCGCUACCUUGCUACAAAAAAUGACAGAAUGGCGCAGUGCGUGUGGCUGUGGGACAUGCAGAGACUCAGCCUGCAGGCCGUACUGGAACACACUUCAGCUGUGCGCUGCUUCGCCUGGGACCCGCGCCGACCACGUCUGGCACUCUGCACCGGAAACGCCAAACUCUAUCUGUGGUCCCCCGCCGGCUGUGUGUCGGUGAAAGUGGAAGUGGAAGGUGUAGGUUUACAGGUACAGUCACUGUUCUGGCACUGCCAGGGAGAGUCUCUGAUCCUGUUGGGGAAAGAUCAGCUGUGUGUGUGUUACAUGGCUACAGAGAAGGAGGAGGAGAAGUGAGAGCCAAGGAAAAGCCAGUAGCUAGACCGAACUUGGACCAGCGGUGUGAACCUCUAUCUUAAUGUCUCUGCCAGGGGGCACCAACGUACAAUUUAAAGCAGAUAAACUCCUGUGCUACUAAUGUUGAAGUCACCAAAUAGAACAUGUGUCGUUUGAGGAUGCACUGCCAGGCAAACUCAUGACAUUUCCUAUUGGUCUAUGUUUGUUGUAUUUUUCAGGCUCAGACAUGCCCCAAGAAAUUGUCAUCAUAGUAGUAAACUUUUUAUAAGUAUUAUUGUAACAUUUAAGCAUAUAUAUUUUUUUUUUCAAUCAGAGUUCCAUCUAAAGAAGUAGAUCUGCAAAUUUCUACCAGAGAAUAAUUUCAGGGUUGUCCUGUUUUAAGGAAAAAAAAGAAAAACCCACCCUGAAGGUGAUCAGACCCAUGUCGCCACCUCCCCUGGAUCUUUUUUGGUGAAGUUAAAAUGGCGUUGAUGGCGUUUACAAUUAAUCCUUGAUCGAACAUAUAAAAGAAAGAGUACAGUAAAUAAGGGCUGGAUUUUUACAUCGAAAAAUAGCACUGUUGUGAUUGACAGCACAAUGUUUAAAACACCUCAGGACUACAAUGCUGGAACGCAAAUACGCCAAAUCACAUGGCACAAACUGUUCAUAUUGUCAAAAGUUCACUAUUGUCUGCUUUAAUUGUCAUUGUAUUUCAAACAACAAAUAUCCAUGAAGGUAGAGCAUUAAUAUGUAAAAAGUUAGCAUAUUCUGUUCAGCUCCAUUUUUAAUGUGAAUUUAAGGCUUUAUAGGGACCAUGGUUUGAUGGUCUGAUGUAGGAAAUAUUUUUACGUGUUAAUGUUUAUGGAAAGGUUAGGAUUAUUUUUCUAGGCUCAUAAUUUCUAAUAAAGUUUUCUACAAAGGAA
Messenger RNA from Clarias gariepinus (North African catfish), 2381 nucleotides. It is a transcript of the gene wrap73, whose product is annotated as WD repeat containing, antisense to TP73. Lineage: Eukaryota; Metazoa; Chordata; Actinopteri; Siluriformes; Clariidae. The transcript has 13 exons. The record is from RefSeq and is a predicted model, not a curated record. Gene Ontology annotation, biological process: microtubule anchoring at mitotic spindle pole body; protein localization to mitotic spindle pole body; mitotic sister chromatid segregation. The coding region runs from base 124 to 1479 and encodes 451 amino acids. Gene Ontology annotation, molecular function: protein binding. Gene Ontology annotation, cellular component: mitotic spindle; microtubule organizing center; MWP complex.